This is a messenger RNA of Drosophila kikkawai, 765 nucleotides long. RefSeq names its product Late endosomal/lysosomal adaptor, MAPK and MTOR activator 1 (gene Lamtor1). Gene Ontology annotation, molecular function: guanyl-nucleotide exchange factor activity; molecular adaptor activity. The record is from RefSeq and is a predicted model, not a curated record. Gene Ontology annotation, cellular component: Ragulator complex; lysosome; membrane raft. Gene Ontology annotation, biological process: positive regulation of MAPK cascade; endosomal transport; lysosome organization. Lineage: Eukaryota; Metazoa; Arthropoda; Insecta; Diptera; Drosophilidae.
GCACAUGUUUUGCCAUCACUACUUUAUAUAUUAUCAACAACCGACUUGCAUAAAGAACAAUUGCAUUUAAAAUGGAUUAUGUUCACUCCGUCUGGAACUACUUCGCCUCCAUCUGCAACUGCUGGCAAUGCACCGAGGACACCGGUGCUCAGCCCAAUGAGCCGAACGAGAGGACACACCUUCUGGUCGAUCCGGUGAACCACAGCCCUGCGCUCAGGAGGAGCAAUUCCGAUGGCCUUAGCAACGAUUACGCCCACUCGCUACCCAAGAAGGACGACCAGAACGCCCUCUCCAGACUGGUGCAGAAUACGGCAAUAAACAUGAUAAACGUUGGAGCCAUGGAUUGCCACAGCUUGGAGCACCAGGAGUACAAGGACAGAAUAAGAGUGUACUCCCAGCGACUGCAUCAGCAGUGGAACAACGUUCAGCAUCCGAGUGUCUCCAUGAAAGGCCUUCUUAAAGAUGUGCCCAGUCACCAAUUCUAUUUGUCUAAGCCGCUUUCUGUGGAGGACACAGCUCAAAUGAAACUCUUUACCGAGAAAGCCCUCGACAGUGUUUCACAUAUUCGGAUCGACCACAAAGAGGCAGUGGUUGUACCCUUCCGGAUUCCCUGAUCAUCUAGCUUUAAGUGAAAUAAAAACAGUGAUAAAUUUAUACAAAAUCAAAAAGUAUAUUUGUACUAAGCAGCCCUUGAAUUAUCAGGUAGCCGUUAUAUUUUUCAUUCAGUGUACAGAGGAUACAAAUAAACACAAUAUAUAUUCAUAA